GCUACUGUUACUACUGUUGUCACUAUUACUGUUGCUGCUUUUGGUGUUGCUGUUAUUGUUGUCGAGACGUUGUUUAUGUCGAGUUUGAGCGGUUAGUCGGGCCGUUCGCCAGGAGUGCGUGCCCCAGUGUCCUGCGGAGAUCGUUGCGGAUGCGUUCGCGCGCGUAAGGAGGACGGCCGAGGAGAUAGUGGCAAGGCCCGGAAACCGGCGCGGUCGGAGGAGGAAAAUGCGACAAUCGCGUGUGAUGAUUUAAGUUGAUCGAACAGUGCUCCGUUUUGCUCAACUCGAUCUAUGACAAUAUUGCUUGGCGCGAUCUCCGAAGGUGGAUCUCUGGACGUGGAACUGCGCUCGGGGAAUCUGAUAUUAGGCUAAGCGGAGGAGAGUGGAGCACCAUUAUCGGGCUACAGUGUUUAUUGUUUAUUUUAUUGUAAAGUGAGAGUUGCCCUGUAUUACUUCUUGUUUGUUCGGGAAGAAAAAUCGGGGGAGUUCGAACGAGAGAACGAAACUCGUCGAAGAUAUAGAAGCACUGAAAGUUAAAUAAGGGGCCCCAGGAAGAUGUCGGGCCUGCUGUACACGCUGCUGGGCUUGGCCGCGAGUUCGAGCCUUCAGUGCGCGGUGCGUCGCGAGAUCAGCCCGUGCACCUGCCGCCAGGAGGACUUCUCGACGCCCAUAAUAUCCGGCUCCCCGGCGACGAUCAGCAAUGGGCCUUCCGCCGGAGCUGGGGUCACCAGCCAUGCGGUCGCCCAUGGUGAGCGCAUCGAGGUCGAGUGCGAGCGGAUGGAAUCUUUUCAUCAGGUCGCCGAGGCACUUAGGGGCAAGUUUACGCCGGAGCAGCAGAUUCUUCUCAGGAUUUCACACUCGCAGCUCCGUGAUAUAUCGAAACACGGCUUCAAGGAGCUUCGGAUGUCCAUCACCAGGCUUGAUCUCAACUAUGAUAAUCUCGGAAUACUAGACGAGGAGGUUUUUGCGGGCUUGGGAAGGACUCAAUACUUGAGUUUGGCUGACAACGAAGUACCGGCGAUACCAAGGCAUAUUCUGUCGCAUCUGUCGCUUUUGCGAACCCUUGACCUCAGCAGAAAUCGAAUCAGCCGCAUUGACGCCGAUGAUUUCAAGUACAAUCCGACCUUGCAAUAUCUUUUGAUGGCGGGAAAUUCGAUAGCGGAAAUGGUGCCCGGUUCGCUGCCUCCUCUGGUCAAGCACCUUCACGUAGGCAGAAAUCAUUUGAUGAGUUUAAAUCGUACUCUAAGGCACUUGAAUCAGCUCGAGUGGCUGUUGAUAAACGCGAACGAGCUGACGUCUCUGGACGGCGAGCUGCCGUCCUCGGGACACAAUUUGAAGAUGCUCUACGCCGCAGACAAUAAGCUGACUCACUUGCCCACGGAAUUUCGGUUUCUCCAUCGUCUCGAGUCGCUCUUUUUGCAGCACAACAAAAUCGGCAGCCUCGACGGCACGCUACAGAAGGCGCGUAGGCUCAAGUUCCUCGAGCUCUCUUACAAUGACCUGCAAGUGUUGACCGAGGAGGACUUCGUCGAGGCUGAGAUGCUGGAAGAUUUGGAACUCGGUCACAAUUCGUUGAGGUCGCUCGGCGGCGACGGGAACGUCAAUGUCGACGGCACCGGCAGCACCAACAGCGCCCUUUAUCCCCUGAAAUCGUUGAAGUGCUUAAACCUCACCCACAACGAUCUGCGCGAGUUCUCCUUCGCCUCCAUACGCGGAUUGCGCGAGCUGCGCUUACUCGAUCUUUCGAGCAAUAAGAUUAGCAGACUUUUGCGCGGUAGAUCGCCAACCGAGCGAACGAUCCUUUCCCCCCUGGUGGUAUUGCAGAACCUCGUGGAGGAGGAGGGAGAUGAGACGGCCGGGGCCAGUAUCCAGGAUAUGCGUUUACAGAACAAUGAGCUUCAGAACCUCGAGGGCUCGAUCUUUGUCGGUAUGAAGGAGCUCCAGAGGCUCAACCUCAGCCACAAUGCCCUGGGCCCGACGAUAGGACUCAGGGAUCUGCGGGGUCUCGAUAGCCUGCGCGUCCUCGAUCUCUCCCACAACGAGCUUACGACGCUCGAGGAUACGUCUGAGACGUGGCUGCCAUCCCUGGAGGAGCUGAACGCCUCGCACAAUCGCCUUGUGAUCCUCUCGGAGCGUGAUUUCCGGGGCUUCCCGGGCUUGUGCUGGGUCGACGUGAGCGCCAAUCGGAUAAGUACACUGAAGCCGGAGCUCGUCGCCAACACCCGCUGCACCGUCCACGGGGUGCCCGACGUUCUUCGCAUUUACCUACAAGAUAAUCCGGUGCUGUGUGAUGCUGGCUUGGCGGACCUGACGGUCGCCCUGGAGGUAAACCACGCGAAGGUCUACGGCGUGGCGAACGACUGUCCCACGCCCUCGACAACGACGAACGAGCCGACGCCCAUGCCGCCACUGCCCCCGACGCUGCUGCUCGCGGCGGCGGCUGCCGCCUCCGGUGGCAACGUCUCCUUCGCAGCGACGCUCGAAUAGAGGCCCCCGAGCAUCGCGACCCUCGCCUAUGUCACUACUGUCUUCUCUAUGUCCGUCUGUCUCUCCGUACGAAUGCAAUCGAUCGAUCGUAGCAGCCGCCGCCUGUUUUUCAAUACUUUUCCGAGUUCGUCUUGCUCCACCUUAAUAUGAACGCGGAGUGCGAGAAGGGCUUAGGCU
Molecule: messenger RNA, 2664 nt
Organism: Ceratosolen solmsi marchali
Lineage: Eukaryota; Metazoa; Arthropoda; Insecta; Hymenoptera; Agaonidae
Gene: ltl
Product: leucine-rich repeat-containing larval translucida
Exons: 9
Coding region: 556-2487 (643 amino acids)
Molecular function (GO): protein binding
Source: RefSeq, a predicted model, not a curated record